Molecule: messenger RNA, 474 nt
Organism: Metarhizium brunneum ARSEF 3297
Lineage: Eukaryota; Fungi; Ascomycota; Sordariomycetes; Hypocreales; Clavicipitaceae
Source: RefSeq, a predicted model, not a curated record
AUGGCCUCUCGUGUCUUCGCCUCUCGUCUGGCCACCCAGAUGGCCACCAAGGCUGCUCGCCCUGCCAUCCGAGCCCCGGUUGCUGCUGCUUCCAAGCGCACCAUCACUGGCUCUGCCAGCCCUCUCCAGACCCUCAAGCGCCAGCAGGCCACCACCCUCCUCCUGGCCACCUCCCGAAAUGCUUUCCAGGUCCAGCGCCGUGCCUACUCCUCUGAGAUCGCCCAGGCCAUGGUUGAGGUCUCCAAGAACUUGGGUAUGGGCUCUGCCGCCAUUGGUCUGACUGGUGCUGGUAUUGGUAUCGGUCUCGUUUUCGCCGCUCUCCUGAACGGUGUUGCCCGUAACCCUGCCCUCCGCGGUCAGCUUUUCUCUUAUGCCAUCUUGGGUUUCGCUUUCGUCGAAGCCAUCGGUCUUUUCGACCUUAUGGUUGCCCUGAUGGCCAAGUUCCAUGAAUCUGACCGCAAUAUCCAGACUUAA